This is a messenger RNA of Mirounga angustirostris (Northern elephant seal), 7155 nucleotides long. It is a transcript of the gene GATAD2B, whose product is annotated as GATA zinc finger domain containing 2B. Gene Ontology annotation, cellular component: NuRD complex. The record is from RefSeq and is a predicted model, not a curated record. The coding region runs from base 198 to 1976 and encodes 592 amino acids. Gene Ontology annotation, molecular function: sequence-specific DNA binding; zinc ion binding. The transcript is spliced from 11 exons. NCBI's taxonomy places the organism in Eukaryota, Metazoa, Chordata, Mammalia, Carnivora, Phocidae. Gene Ontology annotation, biological process: negative regulation of transcription by RNA polymerase II.
GCCGCCGCUGCCCCCCGUCUGUACCGCAGUGUCUGCUCCGCCCGCCCGCCCCGGCCCGGCCCGCCCCCCUCCCCCACCCCCGCCCCCGGUCCCGUCGGCGGGGCCCGGAACCCACUGUGCCGUCGCCUCCCUUUUUCGACGCCUCCGCCGCCGCCUGAGGAGGCGAGCUCGCCGGGAGUUACACCGCCACCGCCAGCAUGGAGAGAAUGACAGAAGACGCUCUUCGCCUGAACCUGUUGAAGCGAAGCUUGGACCCGGCGGAUGAGCGAGAUGAUGUCCUGGCUAAGCGACUCAAAAUGGAGGGGCAUGAGGCCAUGGAACGCCUGAAGAUGCUGGCACUGCUCAAGCGGAAGGAUCUGGCGAAUCUUGAGGUGCCACCCGAGUUGCCCACCAAGCAGGAUGGCAGUGGAGUCAAGGGCUAUGAGGAGAAGCUCAACGGGAGUCUCAGGCCUCACGGAGACAACAGGACGGCCGGGAGGCCCGGCAAAGAAAACCUCAGUGACGAGCCUGUGGAUAUGAGUGCAAGGCGGAGUGAGCCAGACCGAGGAAGGCUGACUCCCUCCCCGGACAUCAUUGUUUUAUCUGAUAAUGAGGCUUCCAGUCCCCGUUCCAGCUCCCGAAUGGAAGAAAGACUCAAAGCAGCCAACCUAGAGAUGUUUAAGGGGAAAGGUGUGGAGGAACGGCAGCAACUCAUCAAGCAGCUGAGGGAUGAGCUGCGAUUGGAGGAAGCCCGGCUGGUGCUGUUAAAGAAACUGAGGCAGAGCCAGCUACAGAAAGAGAACGUGGUCCAGAAGACCCCAGUUGUGCAGAAUGCAGCAUCCAUCGUUCAGCCGUCUCCUGCCCAUGGGGGACAGCAGGGCCUGUCCAAGCUUCCCUCCCGGCCUGGAGCCCAAGGGGUUGAACCACAGAGUCUGAGAACAUUACAGGGUCACAGUGUCAUCCGUUCAGCGACCACUACCACCCUCCCACAUAUGUUGAUGUCUCAACGUGUUAUUGCACCAAACCCAGCCCAGCUACAGGGUCAGCGGGGCCCACCCAAGCCAGGCCUUGUACGCACCACAACACCCAACAUGAAUCCUGCCAUCAACUACCAGCCGUCGAGUUCUUCUGUUCCCUGCCAGCGCACAGCAUCCUCUGCCAUCUAUAUGAACCUUGCUUCCCACAUCCAGCCAGGGACCGUGAACAGAGUGUCCUCACCACUUCCUAGCCCCAGCGCCAUGACCGAUGCUGCCAACUCCCAGGCUGCAGCCAAAUUGGCUCUUCGCAAACAGCUGGAAAAGACACUCCUGGAGAUUCCACCCCCUAAACCUCCCGCUCCCUUGCUUCACUUCCUGCCUAGUGCAGCCAAUAGCGAGUUCAUCUACAUGGUGGGCUUGGAAGAAGUUGUACAGAGUGUCAUCGACAGCCAAGGCAAGAGCUGUGCUUCACUCCUGCGGGUUGAACCCUUUGUCUGUGCCCAGUGCCGCACAGAUUUCACCCCCCACUGGAAGCAGGAGAAGAAUGGUAAGAUUCUGUGUGAGCAGUGUAUGACCUCCAAUCAGAAGAAGGCUCUGAAGGCUGAACACACCAACCGGCUGAAAAAUGCUUUUGUUAAAGCCCUACAGCAGGAACAGGAAAUCGAACAGCGACUCCAGCAGCAGGCAGCCCUCUCCCCCACUGCGGCUCCCGCCGUGUCCAGUGUCAGUAAACAAGACACCAUAAUGAGACAUCAUACGCUUCGGCAGGCUCCCCAGCCCCAGAGCAGCCUCCAGCGUGGCAUACCCACCUCUGCCCGUUCCAUGCUUUCCAACUUUGCGCAGGCGCCCCAGCUCUCUGUGCCCGGUGGCCUCCUCGGGAUGCCAGGUGUCAACAUCGCAUACUUGAACACCGGCAUUGGAGGACACAAAGCUCCCAGUUUGGCAGACCGGCAGCGGGAGUACCUUUUAGACAUGAUCCCUCCCCGGUCUAUAGCGCAGUCCAUCAGCGGGCAGAAAUAACGCCCGUCCACUCACGCUGCCCAGCCUCGAACCCUUCACCCCUCCUCUCCCAUCGCCCCCAACUUCCGUCGCAUGCAGUGCCUGUGCCGGUGCCCACCACGGAGAACAGAGACGCAGAGACGCAGAGAGACGCAGAGACACGGACAGCAGACACCGCCCUAGAGGCCCACAGGAUGCGCCGGCCCCGCCGCCCCCCUCCCUCUCUCACCACUGCGGUCCUGCUGCCUCAUCUUCUCUGCGGUUUCCACUCACAGUGAGGUGCUCCUCGCCUCCGGUGGAGGUCGGAGUGAGGUCCUGGGGAGACAUCUAAGCCCUCUGACGCGUGUUUCUAAAGUUUUUAUGCUAUAAUUAUUGUCAUUUUUAAUGAUGUUGUGUGUCCUCCCUUUGUUCAGUGGACGGUUAAACCUUUUUAUUUUCCCUCAAUAUUUUUCUUUUUUGUCUUUUUUUUUUUUUUUUUUAAACACAGAUGAUAUUCAGAUAAAUGACAGGAGCAUUGCAGGGGGCUCCCCAAUGGGACAGGACUGGGAGUGUUGGGGGCAGAAAUUUUUAAUGCACUUAACCUGGGGUGGGGUCAGGGGUUUGGCAUCAAAGAGAGGACGUCAGCCCUGGGUGUCUCUGGUCUGGACAGUCUGGGAGGCAGUGUUCAGCUGAAGUUGGGCUCUAAGAAUGAGGGGAAAGAUCCUGGAGGGAGAAGCUUUAAUCCACAGAGAAGGGGACAGGGACAUACGAGGACAAGCCAAGAGGAACGGAGGCUGGUCUUGGCCUCCUGGAUGCUCUCCUGGUCCCAGUGGAGGUGGAAGUCUCUUCCAGGUCAACUAGCCCAAAAUUAUUUCAUCUUAUUUUCUUUGUAAAAUUCUGCCCCUCCCCCCUGCCUUUUUAAUCCUGAUCUGCUCCUGGCAAGAGGGAAGAGCAGCCCCGUUGUAACCGUGUCCUAGAAGUGAGACAGAGGAGGGAAGGGAUAGACUGGGGGUGGGGGCGGAGAGACGGAGGGCUUUGUCUCCCAGCAGGUGAGACCCCAUCUGUCUUUCCCUCCACCCUGGGUGCCAGGUGCCAGGAGGGGAGGGCAGGGAGGCCUGACCAGCCUGGAGUCCGGCACUGAGUGCAGCACCCACUGCCAGAACCAGACACCUCUCGUUAAAACCAGCUCUGCACCUCUGUGCAAAGUAGCUGUUGUCGCCCCCCCACCCCACCCCCCAGAACUCUCUUAAUUUUCCUUUUGUGUUGUUUUCAGCUUUUUCUUAAGUGCUACUAAUGUAGAGAAUGAACUGAAUUGUGCAAUGUUGCUGUUCUGGGGUCAGGGGAGGUUAGCAUCCCAUCUAUCUGCCCACACCCUGGGGGCGGGGGGCGGGGACCAGGCUGGUUUGAGGUAAGGGAAGCCCCUUCAAGGUGGGGGUUUCUGCUCUCCUGUAAUGUUCACUCACCUGCCUGUGCAGCUCUAGAAGCUGCCAGAGUGCGGGGAAGGGGGGAAGGGUUACUCGGAGCAGAGAGGUGUGAGGACUGGAGUUUGCCCUUGAAAGCCACCUGGAAAAAUUCUCCCACUUUUAUGUUAAGAAAUUAAAUAACUUUUUUAAAGUAAGAAGGCACUUUUAAAAUUAACACACACACACACACAAACUGCACACCCUCCCCAUAAAGUUUGGGGGUUGGGGGGGUGGAGGAGUUGGGAUCAGGCUCAGUACCCCCCUCUCCGUACCCCAGAGCCCUGCGGGCCUCCCUGGGUUUUUUCUUUCCUCCCUUCCCCCAAAUUCAUUGAGCACUUAAUAAAGGAGCAGAGAUACACCCUGUGUCUGGGCUCCCCCAGUGGUGAAGUGAUCUGAAGCUAGAUGCUAGUAACAGAUAAUGAUGGGGCUGUUUGGAGUAUUUUCCAGGGGGAAUAUGGUACCCCUGACUGUAAGUGGUGGGAGAGGGAGGGGGGUUAUGAAACUGGGUCUGGGAUUAUUUUAAAAUUAUAUAUAUAUAUAUAAAGAUAUAUUCUUACAUCUUUUCUUUACCCUCUGUGCUUUGAAAGCACUGGAUAAAUCGUUUGGUUUUGCUUUUCUCUCUUCCACGAAUUUGGAAGCUUCUCCUCCCCCCCCCCCCCCCCCCCCGCACGCCCAAGUCAUCUUGCCUUGUGGCAUGUCUGUCUAGCCUCUUCCACCCCGCCCACCAUGAUGAAGUGCCAUUUCUGUUAUGUCUCCCCUCCCCCAGCUCGGAGGUACCAGGUGCCCAAGCCUGUCACUUGAGAUUAAAAGUAAGGAACAGAGAAUGUGCAAUACCGUCUGGUUGGGGCCGUCCCUGCCCUGAGCUGAGCCUCCUCCCUGGGAGCCAGGCCACCUUUGAAUGGGGUUUGGAAGUAGGAUGUGUAGACAAGAGGGGAGUAAUGGGGAAGGAAUGCCCAGCCGAGUGCCUGCCAGGGUGCUGAGGUAACGGGGGUGGACGGAGGACAGGGGGAGCCUUCCCUGCUUCUGUCCCCUCAGGCUCAGUUGCAUAGAGGCUGCUUAUUGACUAGUAUAGCUCCGUGACCCUUUGCUCAAUCGCUGAGGUUUGAUUUCUUAUCCCUCCUCCCCAUUUUCAUGCCCUUCCCUGGGAUUCGUGAUGGGGGUGAGUUUUCCUUAAUCAUGGUGAAGUAUUAGCCUUCCACCUCCUCCCUUGCUCCCCACCCCCAUCCUUCUGUCUUCCUUAUUUCUCUAGGUUUUCAUCACUGACCACCUUGUGUCCCUCCGAGUCUCUUGUUGCUCUCCAUCCCCUGGCUGGGCCUGUAGACACUAAACCUCAUGCCUAAAGAUGGGAGGAAAGACGCUCUGUUCAGAGUUAUCCUCUCCCCCAGAGCUCUGAAGCUCAGGGGACGACUAGAGUCAGGACCCCCUGGUUCUUCCUGGCUUCCUCCGUAUCCAGAGGUUCUCCAAGUAGUGGUUUAUGGACAGUGGCUUACUCCCUAGACGCCCGAAACGAGUAGAUGAGCAGGAAAGCUUGGGUAAAGCUGAGGGACAGAGGUCCUCAUUUGUCAAUUUUUUUUUUAAUUUUUAAUUUUCAUUUUCUAUUUUUGUCAUUUGACCACAGCAUCUGGACUUUCUCCAUCCCUGGAAUAAGUAUUUUUCCACAUUUUUGGAUGUAUGUAUGGUAGACAAUUUUUUUUUAAGACACAAAGAUAAAUGUUUUCCUGCUUUGGUUACCUUUCCUUUCCCCUUUAAAAGGACUUAGCUCUAGAGCCGCUUUGUAAAGAUGCUUCUUGGUAUUUUACUUUUGUCCCUUUCCCCAAGCACUCCUUCCCCCUAACCCUCCUCUCCACACCCCACCGCACCCGGCCCUAGGCUCCCCUGCCCUCCAACAAGACCUUCAUUAGCUUAUGAUACUUGCUGCCGAGAUGUUAUAACAAGGACUCAUUCGUGUAUAUAAGCUAUUUCUUGAUCCAUUUAAAAGGAAUUGUACAUUGUGUAGAAAAAAAAAAAAAACCUGAAAAAGAGAAAAAAAAGCCCUCGCCAUGGAUAUUGUGAAACUGUGUUACGUCAUUUUGUAAUGUGCCGUUUGUGUAUGAUCCGUGCAAAAGGGUUUCUGGGGAAGGGGCGGGGGUAGGGAGGCAGGGCUGUGGAGGGUGGGGCGGGGAGUGGGCCGGGCCCAGCACACUGAGACUGGCGGCUGCUCCAGCCCCAUCCCUCCUUAGAGAUGCCACCUCCCCCACCACCCACCCCUAAUUUGUGCCUUGCCUCCCGCCCUGGAGUAGUCCUCCGGGUCACCAGCACUGCCUUGGCAGAGCCCACUCCCUACCCUAACCUGCCCCCCUCCCUACACCCCAGCAUUAGGUGGAUACUGUGGGGAAGUGCUGGGGGGUCGGGAGGUAGCCGAGGAAUGGGGCAGUUCCCGGGGGCAUUGAAACCAAGUAUUAUUAUGAAUUGUAACUGUAUUUGCACUGUUUUUUUUCCUCUGAUUGCAUCAGCAUAUAUACAAUAUACCUAUAUAACAAAAUUCAGUGUCAAGCUUUCUUAUGCAAGGGAUCUCCCCCACCCCGCCCCCCCCAAAAAGAACCUAGUUCCACGGGUCUUUGAGAGUAGAUUAUCAGGGGUGAUAGAAGGAAAGGAUUUUAACAAGUCAUUCUAGGAAAGCCUCACGGACGGAGCUACGUGUAUCUGCACGCGGUUUUCGGCUUCGCAAAUUGGGGUGAGGCGGUUCCCCAUGAAAGCCAGAGCUCCUGGUCUGGGCCGUGGGGCGUGGAGCGCCGCAGCACGCGGGGUGGGGGAGGCAGCACUGUCCGGAGACCUGGGGUCUGGCCCCGGGCUCUCCCACUGACUUGCUUUGUGACCUUCGGUAGAGUUCAUCUUCCGGGUCUCCGUUUUCUUACUUGCGAAGUGACAGGGGCGGUCACCUGGCCACCACGUGUAAAAUUCGACCUUAUGCUUCCUUCCUCACCUGCAAAACAACAGCUUGAGGUGGGGAAGGUGUGGGGCUGAAGAUGCAGGGGGGACACCUACGUGUUGAGGUGCAGUGUGUGCGACCGGGCGCAUGAGGGCUGCCAGGCCCCUGCCAUUACUUUGGUUUUGGGAGAGGCGGCAGAGUGAUGUCUGGACAUCAGGAGGCCUGUGACUGCUUUGCCCUCAGACCCACAGGGCCCCCGGGGUGCUUGAGCGGUGGUGCCCGGCUGGCGGUCUAGUCACGCACACCCUUGUGGGCUGCGGGGUGCAGAACGUGCCCAUCUUCUUGGCGACAGCGUAGCGGAGCUCAGAUGCACUCCAGUUCCUGUGCCCUUCAGAACUCACGCCAGCCCUCGUGGGGGCUCCCCACAGCCUGGCUGAGGCUCCCACACUCCAGGCUCCCGGCUGGGGAAGCCUGGAGAGCAUCUGGGAAGGUGGCCGAGGCCUGGCGAAGGCUGGGGCAGAGGGGUUGGGGCGGGGAGCGGGGCUGGGGCGGGACGGGCCUCUCUGAGUGGGGGUGGGGGGGCAAGACCCUUUUGCACAGGCCCUAAGUUUCCUUUUUUUAACUCAUUCUGAUUUUCUGCAUUGUGUUUGGAAAUUAAAAUGAAAAAACCAAGACCAACGGAAACUGGUUUUCAAAAAGGCAAAUACACUCCCAUCUGUUUCAGAUGCUGCUGAGCAUUUCAGCAGUAACAGAUUCAAGUAAUAAGCUAAUUUUUGGAGAAAGGAUUAAAAGAAAAACUUUGUAAUAUUUAUCACUUGCAAGCUAUGUUUAAUAAAGAAAGGAAUGGUUU